CCCCCCCCUCAUGUCGCGACAGGUCCCGACAGCGCUCGCGCUGCUGCUGCUGCUGCUCCAAGCGCUCGGGAGCGCCGAGGAAGAGGAUUGGACCUCCUGCGGGUUCUCUCGUGGCCGGGCUCGCGUGGCCGGGGGCUCGGGGGCCCAGCCCGGCCGCUGGCCCUGGCUCGUCAGCCUCCAAAUCCGGGGGUCCCACGUGUGUGGGGGGGCUCUGGUGACCCCCGAGUGGGUCCUGAGCGCCGCCCACUGCUUCUGGGGCCCCGGGGGUCUCCGAGCCCCCCUCCCCUCCUGGCGGGCGGUGCUGGGGCGGCUGCGGCUGCAGAGAGUGACCGGAAACCGGAGUGACCACGGGAGUGACCACACGAGUGACCACCUGAGUGACCACACGAGUGACCACCUGAGUGACCACGGGAGUGACCCAUCUGGAAACUGGAGUGACCACUGGAGUGACCAUGGGAGUGACCACUGGAGUGACCACUGGAGUGACCUGGCCAGAAAUGCCACUGACCACACGAGUGACCACUGGAGUGACCACUGGAGUGACCUGAUUGGAAACUGGAGUGACCACGAGAGUGACCACAGGAGUGACCACGGGAGUGACCACCCAAAUGACCACUGGAGAAACCACGGGAGUGACCCCAGGAGUGACCACGGGAGUGACCAUGGGAGUGACCCCAGGAGUGACCACAGGAGUGACCACAGGAGUGACCACAGGAGUGACCACAGGAGUGACCACCCAAAUGACCACCAGAGUGACCACAGGAGGAACCCCAGGAGUGACCCCAGGAGUGACCACAGGAGUGACCACCUGAAUGACCAUGGGAGUGACCACAGGAGUGACCACCUGAAUGACCACAGGAGUGACCCCAGGACUGACCCCAGGAGUGACCACUCAAGUGACCCCUCAAGUGACCCCAGGAGUGACCACAGGAAUGACCACAGGAGUGACCACUCAAGUGACCACAGGAGUGACCACAGGAGUGACCACAGGAGUGACCACAGGAGGAACCCCAGGAGUGACCACGGGAGUGACCACUCAAAUGACCACGGGUCUGACCACCCAAAUGACCCCAGGAGUGACCACAGGAGUGACCACAGGAGUGACCCCAGGAGUGACCACGGGAGUGACCACAGGAGGAACCCCAGGAGUGACCACAGGAGUGACCAUGGGAGUGACCAUGGGAGUGACCCCAGGAGUGACCACAGGAGUGACCAUGGGAGUGACCAUCGGAAUGACCCCAGGAGUGACCACAGGAGUGACCACCCAAAUGACCCCAGGAGUGACCACAGGAGUGACCACCUGAGUGACCACCUGAAUAACCACAGGAGUGACCACAGGAGUGACCACAGGAGUGACCACAGGAGUGACCACCCAAAUGACCCCAGGAGUGACCCCAGGAGUGACCACCCAAAUGACCACCGGAAUGACCCCUCAAGUGACCAUGGGAGUGACCACAGGAGUGACCACGGGAGUGACCACAGGAGUGACCACUCAAGUGCCCACUCAAGUGACCCCUCAAGUGACCCCAGGAGUGACCACAGGAGUGACCACAGGAGUGGCCACGGGUCUGACCACCCAAAUGACCCCAGGAGUGACCACAGGAGUGACCACUCAAGUGACCACCCAAAUGACCCCUCAAGUGACCCCAGGAGUGACCACAGGAGGAACCCCAGGAGUGACCACAGGAGUGACCACCCAAAUGACCCCUCAAGUGACCACCCAAAUGACCACCCAAGUGACCCUGGGAGUGACCCCGAGCAGGGUCAGGAGCUGUCCGUGGCCGAGGUCAUUGUCCACCCUCGGUUCCGCGGUGUCCGGAGCGGUCACGACCUGGCCUUGGUCCGGCUCCGGCCUCCGGCCACGCUCGGACCUCGGGUGGGCACCGUCUGCCUGCCCCUCCCCCACCACCCCCCGCCCUUCGGCCGCGGCUGCUGGAUGGCCGGGUGGGGCUACCUGGGGGAGAAAGAGCCUCUCCCCCGGGGUUGGCCCCUGCAGGAGCUGCGGCUGCCGCUGCUCUCCCCCCUCACCUGUAACUGCCUUCAUCAUCAUCUUCGCCAGCGACACCUGGCCCGACCCGCCCGGCCCGGCAUGGUCUGCGCUGGGGGGGCUCAGGGGGGGCGCGGGGCCUGCCAGGCGGAUUCCGGGGGUCCCCUGGUUUGUGGGGGGGGUCCCGGGGGUCGCUGGGUUCAAUUCGGGGUCCUGAGCUUCGCCCUUGGGUGCGGCCGCCCCAACGGCCCCGCCCUGGCCACGGGGCUGGGGGGGUCCCACUCCAGGUGGCUGCGGCGCCUCCUCCCCCCCGAGGCCUUCGUGGAGCCCCCCGAGACCCCCCCGGAGGAGGGGCUGGAGAUCGGCAUCUGUAACGGUGAGAAAUUGAUCAAAAACCUCGAAAUUACCCCAAAAAACCGCGUUGAAAUUGACCAAAAGUGGCUGCGGCGCCUCCUCCCCCCCGAGGCCUUCGUGGAGCCCCCCGAGACCCCCCCGGAGGAGGGGCUGGAGAUCGGCAUCUGUAACGGUGAGAAAUUGACCAAAAAACCGUGGCUGCGGCGCCUCCUCCCCCCCGAGGCCUUCGUGGAGCCCCCCGAGACCCCCCCGGAGGAGGGGCUGGAGAUCGGCAUCUGUAACGGUGAGAAAUUGACCAAAAAACGGUGGCUGCGGCGCCUCCUCCCCCCCGAGGCCUUCGUGGAGCCCCCCGAGACCCCCCCGGAGGAGGGGCUGGAGAUCGGCAUCUGUAACGGUGAGAAAUUGACCAAAAAACCGUGGCUGCGGCGCCUCCUCCCCCCCGAGGCCUUCGUGGAGCCCCCCGAGACCCCCCCGGAGGAGGGGCUGGAGAUCGGCAUCUGUAACGGUGAGAAAUUGACCAAAAAACCGUGGCUGCGGCGCCUCCUCCCCCCCGAGGCCUUCGUGGAGCCCCCCGAGACCCCCCCGGAGGAGGGGCUGGAGAUCGGCAUCUGUAACGAAAUCCCGGCCCUGGCCACGGGGCUGGGGGGGUCCCACUCCAGGUGGCUGCGGCGCCUCCUCCCCCCCGAGGCCUUCGUGGAGCCCCCCGAGACCCCCCCGGAGGAGGGGCUGGAGAUCGGCAUCUGUAACGGCUGCGGAAUGAUGGGGGGACCCCCCCUGCCCCUCCCCCCACCCCCCCGCUGGCCCUGGGGGGUGACGCUGAGGGGGGAGGGGCGACGCUGCGGGGGGGCCCUGCUGGGGGGGAGCUGGGUCCUGACGGCCGCCAGCUGCUUCAUCGGGUCUCAGGACCCCCAAGCCUGGGAGGCGGAGCUUUGGGGGGCGGGGCUUGGCUCAGGCCACGCCCCCUCCCCAGGCCCCGCCCCCUCCCCACGGGGUUUCCGGCUCCACCUCCACGGGGCCUUCGUGGGGGGGGAGGGGCCGGAUCUGGCGCUGCUGAGGCUCCGCCCCCCGGUCACGUGGGGGAGUCACGUGAGGCCUCUGUGCGCCCCCUACCGGAACCACGUGGGGACACCUGGGAGGAGCUGCUGGGCCCUGCUGGGGACACCUGGAGGUCCCCGGGAUCCCCCCCAGGUGCGGCCGCUCCAGGUGAAUCCCCGGCCCUGCCCCCACCCGAACAAUUCCCGCAAUUCCCAAAAUCCCGAAACUUUCUGCCUGGAUCUCGACCCCGGGAGCGCCGAGUAUUUUUGA
Poecile atricapillus (Black-capped chickadee) is the source of this 3646-nucleotide messenger RNA. RefSeq lists its product as uncharacterized. The coding region runs from base 11 to 3646 and encodes 1211 amino acids. NCBI's taxonomy places the organism in Eukaryota, Metazoa, Chordata, Aves, Passeriformes, Paridae. The record is from RefSeq and is a predicted model, not a curated record. Gene Ontology annotation, biological process: proteolysis. Gene Ontology annotation, molecular function: serine-type endopeptidase activity. The transcript is spliced from 16 exons.